GAAGAAGAAGAAGAAGAAGACGCAAGAAGGACGGAAGUACGUUCCAGUGUAACACACGCCAGCAAAAUUUGGGUUGGGUGUUUGAAACAACAAUUUCUAACACGUUAUAACAUUAUUAGUAAGGCCUCAGCAACAUGGGAGGUGGUGACCUUAACUUGAAAAAGAGUUGGCAUCCGCAAACUCUGAAAAACAUCGAGCGAGUGUGGAAAGCAGAGCAGAAACAUGAUGCUGAGAGAAAGAAGAUCGAGGAGUUGCAGAAGGAGCUUAAAGAGGAACGAGCCCGAGAAGAGAUUACCAGAUAUGCGCAAGAGACAGGCGCUGUAAAGAAAAAAGAUGACCGCUUGGACUGGAUGUACCAGGGUCCAGCAGGACAGAUUUCUCGGGAUGAAUACCUUCUUGGUCGCCCCAUCGACAAGCAGAUCACACAGCAGUAUGAGGAACCUGAGAGCGGACCAUCAGCUGAGACAGGACUACUUCCUGGUUCCAUAUUUAACCCUACAAGUUCUGUCUCUACUAAUGAUAUGGCUGUCAAGAUCAGAGAAGACCCUCUUUUUGAGAUCCGCAAACGUGAAGAGGAAAAGAAGAGAGGGGUUCUUACAAAUCCUGUUAAAAUGAAAGAAAUCCAAAAGAUGUUGCGUCAUAAUCUUGAAAAGGAAAAAAAGAGGACACAAAAAAAGAAAAGGGAGAAGGAGAGAAGGAAAGAGAAAAGGCACAGAAAGAGGAGGUCAAGCUGUAAUGAGGAUAUGACAAAGAAUAGGACAAAAGAGAGACGAUCAGAUGUCUCAACCUCUAAUAGACAUCACAAAUCAGGCUAUGGACUUCAAUUACCAGCAAACAGAUCUUCAGUAUCUAACUUCACAGAUCACGGUUCAAGAGACAGGAGUUGUUCCCCGUUGUCUUAUAAAACAGACAGGGACAAUCACUCCUUUAGAGGGACUGAGCAGAGACCUAAAACCAAAGACUCCAGCCCAUCAAGACACAGAUACCGCAAUCAAAGACAAUACACUAAUUACAGCAAGCACCUCUCAGCUGAAGAGUUGGAAAAGAAGAGAAGGGAAAUGAUGGAUUUUGCCCAUGAAAGAGAAUUGGAAAGGCAAAAUAAUGUGCAGAGGUACAAAAGACAAGAGGAACAGGAGAAAGCCAGAGACAGUGCCAAACAGGACCGUCAGGCUGGCUUCAUACAUGACAUGAAACUAGAGAGUGCUGCCACCUCCUCUCUGGAAGACCGUGUGAAGAGAAACAUUCACUCUAUUCAGAGGACCCCUGCUGCUCUGGAGAAGAACUUCAUGAGAAGAUGAGACCAUGAACAUGGAAACUUUUACAUCUAUCUUUUGUAUUAAGGUUUUAAGAUUUGUAGUUUUUAAUUAACAUCAUGAUGCCAGAUUAUGGUUGUAAAUAAAAUGUCCAAAUUACA
This is a messenger RNA of Carassius carassius (crucian carp), 1414 nucleotides long. It is a transcript of the gene cwc25, whose product is annotated as CWC25 spliceosome associated protein homolog. Gene Ontology annotation, cellular component: U2-type spliceosomal complex. The record is from RefSeq and is a predicted model, not a curated record. The transcript is spliced from 9 exons. Lineage: Eukaryota; Metazoa; Chordata; Actinopteri; Cypriniformes; Cyprinidae. Bases 135 to 1298 code for a protein of 387 amino acids. Gene Ontology annotation, biological process: mRNA splicing, via spliceosome.